UUUGGUCACCCAUCUAUUCAGCUUACAGAGAGCCACUGUAACUCCAUGACUAACAACAUCCCAAGGAGAAACAUCAUCUGCAGACCUCCAUCCAUAAAACCAAAAAGAACAAUUUCUUCUUAUAGAUAAAAGCUGGGUACGUUUUUUAACCAGAAACACUUUUCUACUGUUUCUCUUUUUCUUUCCAAGCAUUCAAACUUGCAUUAUCCUAUCCAUACCAUUCCCUUUUACCCCUUCUCUCUCUUUCGAUUCUACCCACCAAGCCAAAAAUUGCAGCGCCAGCAAGAGUGGAAAUCCACCAUUGGCAUCAAAGAGUGCACCUGCAACUGGGUUCACUUUGAUUUCUCCGUUGGAGCUUCCACCCCCUGCAAAUAUGAGAGUAGUGCUUUGGGAGUAUGUCGGGCCAACACAACUAAGAAGAGCCAAGCAAGUGGAACGAUGAUGAGCAUGAACUCUGCUUCUGCUGCCCCUCAUCGGGAAGAGCUGCAGGAUCAGACCGACGCCAGAAUGCCUGGUUCCGGUGGGAUUAUGUAUGUCAGCUCUGGUACUACUGAUGCUCAUGACCUCACAGACCGUCAAUUUCCCCCAGGAUUACUGGGAAGAGCGUGAUGUUCGUUGGGGAUUCUCGCGGAAUCAGUUCGAAUCGUUGAUUUGUAUGAUUGUGUGGCAUAGCUGCCUCCAUCUCCAUCUCCCCCAGUUAAUUUUCAGGUUUCUUUUUCACAUUGAUUGUUCAUGGGCGGUUAUCAUUUUUCCAGUAAUGAACGACUUAAAAAAGGAGGGUGCAAUGGAAGAAAAAUGAAAACCAGUCACACACAGUUUGGUGUAAUGUCUUGUCUCCUUUUCACCACAACAAGGCUUCAUCUUCAAAGUGGGGGAUUGAAAGUGACGAAAUAAGCACCUUAUCUCAAGUGGGUAAUUUCUGAUUUGUACCAUUAAAAACUUUAUCUUUACCCUUAAGCCAACAACAAGAACACUCUUAGCACUAUCUUUGAGGUGAGCAGCUGCAAAGCCACCAUCAAGCUUUGAGGUCAAUUUGGACAUCAACUCAAGAUUGAGACUUUUUCCCUUCCCCCACAUUCCUCUCUUUCUUCCUUUCUUCUUUAUAGCCAAGUUAAGCAUCAGUUUCCCCACCAAAGUUUUAGCUUUUUUGUGUAUUGUCUAAUUCCUUUCUCUGAAUCAAAAUGGGUGUGUUCUAUCAGGAAGAGCCACCCCCCCAAAACCCAUCAAAGAAAUGCAAGUUCCUCCUGGUUUCAACUCUCAAAGAUGCUUUCUCCAUCUGUCGAUCUUGCGGCGGCCACAUAAGCUCUCUCCAGCAACAGCAGGAUGAGGAUUAUGUUCCCAACACGACAACUGAGCUCGAAGAUGUUGAUGAACACGAAGUUGUCGUGUCAGCAAUCAGGAGCAGAGCCAUGGAGAAGUCGAAGCAGAAGGUGUUUGUGAUCACAGAUAGCUAUUCAGGAGAACUGCUCUUUAGUCCUGAGAAGUAGAAGGAUGGAGAAGUUGAAAAGGAUGAAGAUUUCUUCUCUGUUGGGAGCUGUCUUUCAUGUUGUUCGAGCGGGUUGAGCAAGGGGGGCGAAGAGUUCUUCUCAGUGAAGACAAACUUGUUGUCGAGGUGUUCGAGCUUGAGUCAGGUAGAGUUCCCAAGUUUUCACAGGCGGGUUUCAAUAUUGCAGGAGCUCUGCCACUGCCAAGGGUGGCCAUUCGGUCUCUGCAGGAAGGCUGUUUUGCUCCCACCUCUGCCUAAGUCUCCCUCUGAUUCCUGGCUAUGGCGGAAAGGCACUGGAUCACCCAGGCUGCUUUAGAGUUCUUGCAGCUUGCAACAAAGACGAGAACUUUUGGAAGAGUUUGAGAAUAAGAUAGACUGCUGCGGAAGGAUACAAAGUUUAUUGUUCUGUCAUAUUGUCAUGUCUAUUCCCACGUAUCAGAUUCUAGAUUGGAAAUCAAAAGUUCAAUCCUAUUCCAUCAAGAAAUUCACUGUACGAACAUCAAUAUUCUAUGAGAUAGUUUUCGAUGAUCUGCUAAGGAAAC
Molecule: messenger RNA, 2028 nt
Organism: Linum tenue
Lineage: Eukaryota; Viridiplantae; Streptophyta; Magnoliopsida; Malpighiales; Linaceae
Source: the annotation of a GenBank genome assembly